AUGCUCGUACCCGGCUGGGCCGCAGCGCUUUUGCUCCUCGCGUCGGCCCUCGUCGCCGCCUCGUCCUCCUCCUCGUCAACCCCCGUCGCGUCCACCUCGUUCACCAACAACUGGGCCGUCCUCGUGUGCACCUCGCGCUUCUGGUUCAACUACAGGCACAUCGCCAACACCCUCGCCAUGUACCGCACCGUCAAGCGCCUCGGCAUCCCCGACUCGCAGAUCAUCCUCAUGCUCGCCGACGACGUCGCGUGCAACCCGCGCAACCCGUUCGCCGGCACCGUCUACUCGAACGCCGACCGCAAAGUCGACCUGUACGGUGAAAAGAUCGAGGUCGACUACAAGGGCGAGGAGGUCACGGUCGAGGCCUUUCUCCGCCUCCUCUCGGGCCGCCUCCCCGAGUCGACGCCGGCGUCCAAGCGCCUCCUGACCGACUCGCGCAGCAACAUCUUCGUCUACAUGACCGGCCACGGCGGCGACGAGUUCCUCAAGUUCCAGGACAACGAGGAGAUCUCGGCGUUCGACAUUGCCGACGCGUUCGCCGGCAUGUGGGCCAAGAAGCGGUACAACGAGAUCUUCUUCAUGGUCGACACGUGCCAGGCCAACACGCUGUACAGCAAGUUCUACUCGCCCAACAUCCUCGCGACGGGCUCGAGCGAGAAGGACCAGAACUCGUACUCGCAUCAUGCCGACAACGACAUCGGCGUCGCCGUCACGGACCGCUACACGCACCACGUCCUCACGUUCCUCGAGUCGAUCAACAAGACGUCGCAAAUCCCCAUGCAGAACCUCUUCGACACGUUCUCGCACGAGGUGAUCCGCUCGACGCCCGGCGUGCGGAGCGACCUCUUCCCGCGCCCGCUCGACCAGACGCUCCUCACCGACUUCUUUGGCGCCGUCAGCCAGGUCGAGCUGAGCGGGGCCGGCGAGGCGGCGCAGGGCGGGGCGAUCGAGGAGGAGGAGGACGGCGAGGUCGACGAGCGGCGGCAGGACCAGGCGGCGACGGUGGGACUGAGGCGCUCGCCGCGCGCUGCGCCGAGGCGCGCUCGACGUGCGGCAGUCGCUGCGUCACCUCGCACGGGCCACGGUGCCGCCGGCGAGCCAGCGACGUCGUCUACGGCGCGUCAGACGCAGGCCGCGCUCGCUGUGGCAGCGGCGGUCGGGCUGUUGCACGUCGGCGGGGCGCUCCAUGGGCGGCGGAAACGACGGAGGGAGGCGUAGCAGGAGGAACGCGCGU
This is a messenger RNA of Rhodotorula graminis WP1, 1234 nucleotides long. RefSeq lists its product as uncharacterized. NCBI's taxonomy places the organism in Eukaryota, Fungi, Basidiomycota, Microbotryomycetes, Sporidiobolales, Sporidiobolaceae. Gene Ontology annotation, molecular function: GPI-anchor transamidase activity. Bases 1 to 1218 code for a protein of 405 amino acids. Gene Ontology annotation, cellular component: GPI-anchor transamidase complex. The transcript has 8 exons. The record is from RefSeq and is a predicted model, not a curated record. Gene Ontology annotation, biological process: proteolysis; attachment of GPI anchor to protein; protein localization to cell surface.